Acanthamoeba castellanii str. Neff is the source of this 918-nucleotide messenger RNA. RefSeq names its product CRAL/TRIO domain containing protein. Gene Ontology annotation, molecular function: phosphatidylinositol transfer activity. The transcript is spliced from 9 exons. The record is from RefSeq and is a predicted model, not a curated record. NCBI's taxonomy places the organism in Eukaryota, Discosea, Longamoebia, Acanthamoebidae. Bases 1 to 918 code for a protein of 305 amino acids.
AUGGAAGACGAUCAAGAAAUCCCGCAGAUCAAUGUGUUGGGUGUGGAUGCUCCCACACUAGCGCAGCUGGACGAGGAUGCCAAGGCCAAACUUGCCGAAUUCCGGCAGAUUGAAGCGGGUGAAUGGACAAAGAAGGAGCGAGAGUUUCUUGACGAUUACACGCUUUAUCGGUACCUGAAGGCGCGCGACUGGAAGUUCGACUCAGCCAGGGACAUGAUCGUGGAGACCAUGAAGUGGCGCGCGGACUUCAAGCCGGACGAGAUCACCACCGACAUGAUCGCUUCCUCGAUCCGCAUUGGCGGCAUGUACCACCACGGCUACGACAAGUUCCGACGGCCCAUGGUCUACCUCAAGGUCGCCGACAAGCCCGACCCGCACACCCGCCUCGAAAAGCUGCAGUUCAUGAUCUUCACGCUCGAACAGACCAUCAAGCGUAUGGAGAAGGAGCGAGGAGUGGAGAAGAUGGUGUGGUGCGUGAACUGCAAGAACUACAACUUCAAGUACAACGGCGAGGCCGGAUUCGCGCGCGAGCUGCUCAGCACACUGCAGAACCACUACCCCGAGCGGCUGGGCGUGCUCAUCCUGGUGGACGCGCCGUUCCUCUUCCGGGCCUUCUGGAAGGUCAUCUCGCCGUUCGUCGACGCCAAGACGCUCAAGAAGGUCGUCUUUGUGAGCGGCAGCGACAAGGACAAGCGAAAGGUUUUGGAGGAGUACAUCGACCUGAAAGAUCUGCCGGCCGUGUACGCGGGCGACAGCGAUUUUGUGUUUGACGCGGACGAGUACAUCGCGUGGCUGAAGAAAGGCGAAGAGGAAGAGCGGGAGAAGCAGGCCAAGGAGGGAGAGGAGCAGCAGGAGGAGAGCGACCCCGACCGCAAGGCCAAGGAGAAGGAGGCCGCCAAACCCGCGUCUGACGAGUAG